CAGUGCCAGUCAGGGUGUCACAAUGUUGCAGCUCACGUUCCAUGAGAGCAGUGUGUGAAUCCAGAGUGAGCCAGGCUCCCGGUGUAGGAUGUCAGCAGGGCACGUCACGGGAAUGGAGUAGCAGCUAUACGGUGGGGCGUGGGCUCCAUCUCUGCCUGGCUAUUAUUGGAAGCUGGAUCAAUGCCCUGCAAACAUCACCCUCAGAGGAUGGGAGUGUAUCCAUAGACACCGGCGGGCGAUCAGUGGAAAGCUACCUGUAGAUGCCUUUGAGAAUGGAUAAAGACUUUCGCUAUUAUUUCCAGCAUCCGUGGUCUCGCGUGGUCAUUGCUUAUUUGGUGAUGUUUUUUAAUUUCCUAAUAUUUGCUGAAGAUCCGGUCUCUCACAGCCAAACAGAAGCCAACAUGAUUGUUGUUGGAAACUGCUUUUCAUUUGUAACUAAUAAAUAUCCCGGAGGAACAUGGAGUGGAUUCAAAGUGUUCCUCUGGCUGGUAGCCAUUGUUACGGGACUGUUUGCCGGAAAAUUAAUUUUUCACCAACGUUUAUUCGGCCAGUUGCUCCGUCUGAAAAUGUUCCGAGAUGAUCAUGGUUCGUGGAUGACAAUGUUUUUCAGUACUAUCCUUUUCCUCUUCAUCUUUUCCCACAUUUACAAUCUGUGUUUACUUAUUGCAGGGAAUAUGAGCCCAUACAUUAUAACUGAAUAUAUGGGAAUCAGGAAUGAAAGCUUUAUGAAAGUAGCUGCUGUAGGAACCUGGAUGGGUGACUUUGUGACUGCCUGGAUGGUCACUGACAUGAUGCUUCAGGACACAAAAUAUCCAGAAUGGGGCAAGUCUGCAAGAGCAUUUUGGAGAAGGGGAAACACUAGAAUAAUCUUGUUUUGGACAGUUUUGUUCGCCUUGACCUCGGUAGUUGUUCUCAUCAUUACUACUGACUGGAUAAGCUGGGACAAGUUGAAUCGUGGAUUCCUGCCUAGUGAUGAGGUCUCCAGAGCUUUCUUGGCUUCGUUUAUCUUGGUAUUUGACCUUCUUAUUGUUAUGCAGGACUGGGAGUUUCCUCACUUUAUGGGAGAUGUCGAUGUAAAUCUCCCUGGCUUGCCUUCAGCUCACAUGCAAUUCAAAUUGCCGCAUUUCAAAAGGAUUUUUAAAGAGGAAUACCACAUACAUAUAACAGGUAAAUGGUUUAACUAUGGAAUUAUCUUUCUUGUUUUAAUACUCGACCUGAACAUGUGGAAGAACCAAAUAUUUUACAAACCAUCAGCAUACGGUCAGUAUUUAGGCCCCGGAAAGAAAAUUUAUACUGUUGAGGAUACCGAAAGUUUGCUAAAUCUUAAUCAGUCAACCUUAUCCUGGGAAUGGAGAUCAAAUCACACAGACCCUUACACAAACAGAAGCUAUGUAGAGGGAGAUAUGUUCCUACAUAGCAGAUUUACUGGUGCAAGUUUAGAUGUAAAAUGCUUGGCCUUCAUUCCAAGUCUCCUAGCUUUUAUACUGUUUGGAUUCUUUAUUUCGUUCUUUGGUCGAUUUCAAAAAUGUGAACAAAGGAUGGAAAAUAAAGACAAAUCAUAUAAACGUAUCAACAGAAAAUCUCCAUCAGAGCAUAGCAAAGAAAUGGGAAUGACAAUAGAAAAUCUGCAGGCUGUGGUUGAGGAGCCUUUAUAUCUACAUGAUCCAACCCUGAUAUCAGUGAGGAACAAGUCCAAUGAAAUGUCCUGCCCGACUCCACCUGAAAACCUCAGCACACUAUCCCAAGGGGAGCAAAGUGAUUGUACAAAACAAACAGAAGAUCCAACAAGUUAGCCACACUACAGAGAACAACAAAGCAAUAAUGUAUCUACAAGGUUGUUUAGUUUAAUGUUUUACGAGUAAAGGUUGUGUAUGUUCUACUAACUUUAUUCAUCGUUCAUAAACUCUAAACGGUGCUCAUAAAUGCACACUUUGUCCAUUUUGUAUAAUAUUAUGCUGUACGUGCCUAUAUUUAAACCUUUGAGUGGUAUUCAGAGGGAGAGCAUUCCUUAGAGAGAAUUGCACAAGCUUAUUUAACAUGUAGUUAUUCACACACUUUAAUGAAAUAGUCCAGUCUUUUGGUCUAUUAGAUCUGUGCCUUUACUGUAAUCUACUUUUCUAAGCACUGCGAGAUUUGUGUUUUUUUUGUUUUUUUAUGUGGUUUUUUUGUGCAAUGUAUUUCUAUUUUAUGAUUUUUUUGUUUUGGCACAACAGAAAAUAUCACUUACACUCAUGGUCACUACCAUAUAUUAGUUCACUCUAAUGCAGAUUAUGACAUUAACCAUAACAUAUAGUGGUAAGCAUUUCAUGGUUUAAGAGUGAGCGCUUCAAGUCAUUCUUAAAAUGCCAUACUGUGUAUCAUUCUGAAAUGAAUAUGGUUUUUGCAUGGUCAUGAACAUGGACACUGGGGUUAGUGCUAUUACUGAUAUUUAUAAUAGAAGUCCACAUUAUUGUGGAAAGUCUGUACCUCUGUAAAGAAAAUAUAUAAAAAAAUAUUUACGGAUUAUUAUGUUAAUUAUAUUAAUUAUAAAUGUUAGAGAAUAUUGGAUAAAGGGGGAAAUAUGUUCUUGAAAAAGUCACACACAUUUCGGUGGUAGUGGUUUAGCCUUCUUUGUUGGUCAGUAGAGAACUUUCAUGUAGAGACGUGUACUCUAUUCCCAAUUUGUUUAGUACUUAAAGUACCUAACCCUUUGGGGGAAAAAAUAUCCUUACUGACUGACCAAUCGUGAUGAGAUAUAAGAAAGCGUUGUGUGCUUUUAUGCUACAGAAAGUAUGCCAGGGAGGUGCGGGAUUAGUAGAAAAGAUGACGAGAGUGCAGUCAAGAGAUGUAAUGAAAGUAAUGUGAAAGGGCUGUCCUGUCUUUACCACAAUGAGACAGCUUAGCACUUUUUCUGUUAAAGAGACUGAGUAGUCAGCAAUCAUUUUAUUAGGCCACCUGACAAAGGUCAGUAAGGUGGACAAAACAUUCUCUUCUAUGUACUGAUAGCUAAUAAAAAGGACUGCUGACUAUUCAAGUGUGUAAGGCCAUCAUUUUCAUUUUUUAUCCGACUACCCACCUGGACUGUGGAUACAGAGAGUUAUUGAAUCAUGCUCGUCACUGCUCUCUUGUUUUUGGCUAAUCAGCAGAAGAGAGACAAAAUCAGUAGCAGAAACAGUGAUGAAAACGAGGGUAAGAGCACAGUAGAGACAGGCAUAGAGGCAGGUUAUCCAAGGGUUGACCUGACCAAAGGUAAAUAGGAAUAAGUGUACGAGACCUCUGGACUGGACCUUAGAGACCAGAUAAAAUCCUGGCUUUUAGAGAGCCCAACACAAAUGUAGAUGUUCAGGAGGAAGUUUACUGCUCAAAACAGCUGGUUCACAUUAUGAAAAGAUAGGUGUGUUUAACAAACUGGCACCGACCUCAAACUCCAUCUACUGUCAUGAGAUUAGGAAUAAAUGUUACUGUGUGAUCACGGGUCUCCACAGCUAAUGAAAUGUUUAGAGUGCGAUUGACUUCAUUUGAUCUGUUUCCCCUUUUACUGGUUUACUGAAAUUGUUGAAUGCAAACAGUAGUAUUUAAAUAUGAAUCCAAAGUGUAUGUCCAUCCGUGGCUGUAGAAUUUGUCAGACAUUUGCAAUAUAAAUGUAAUGUGUUAUAAUUGUAACAUUUAAAUAGUUUUAAAAUGCCUUACUAACCAUUGUUCAGUGAAAUAAAAUGUGCCCUA
Molecule: messenger RNA, 3702 nt
Organism: Pelobates fuscus (common spadefoot toad)
Lineage: Eukaryota; Metazoa; Chordata; Amphibia; Anura; Pelobatidae
Gene: TMEM117
Product: transmembrane protein 117
Exons: 8
Coding region: 261-1793 (510 amino acids)
Biological process (GO): intrinsic apoptotic signaling pathway in response to endoplasmic reticulum stress
Source: RefSeq, a predicted model, not a curated record